Molecule: messenger RNA, 6424 nt
Organism: Hemicordylus capensis (graceful crag lizard)
Lineage: Eukaryota; Metazoa; Chordata; Lepidosauria; Squamata; Cordylidae
Product: zinc finger protein 91-like
Exons: 3
Coding region: 220-3030 (936 amino acids)
Source: RefSeq, a predicted model, not a curated record
GUGUGCUCGCUCGCUCUCUCUCUCAGCAGCUGCUGCUGCUGCUGCUCAGUCUUGCAGGCAGCCACCGCCGCCCUCCUUGCUUCCUGGGCCGGCCUCCUCCUCCUCCGCAGAGACAGCCAGAAGGAGCCCUUUGAGGAGGUGGCCGUCCAUUUCACAGAAGAGGAGGAGGAGGUGUGGGCUCUGCCGGAUCUGGACCAAAGAGCCCUGCACAGCCAAGAGAUGGAGGAGAACGGUGGGAAUCCGGCCUCACUGGCAGGUGACAGCUGGAAGAGGAAGAAUGAGGGGGAACCCAAUGGAGCAUUGUUGGGAAGUGCCAGAUGGAGAAAGAGGAAACAGCAGCGACAAAGACCUAUUGCAAAACGGAGGAACAGAAAUGGAUCAUCUGCUUCCCAGCAGGGAAUACGAACAAUAAUGCAGGAGGAGACAGAAAGAAGCCUUUGCCCGGAAAGCAGGAAAGGUUUCCAUUCUGAAACUAGCUUUCAACCUCAGUGCGAUAUUCAGCCAGGGGAUACAGCAUUUGAAUGCUUAGGGUGGGGAAGGAGUUUCAGCACAAAAGGAAAACUAAGUAGUCAUCGUAGAACUCACACUGGGGAGAAACCAUAUAAGUGCUUGGAAUGUGGAAAGAGCUUCAGCAUGAAAGGAAACCUUGCUACACAUUAUAGAACCCACACUGGGGAGAAACCACAUAAAUGCUUGCAGUGUGGAAAGUGCUUCAGCUUGAAAAGAAACCUUGCUAGACAUUAUAGAACCCACACUGGGGAGAAACCAUAUAAAUGCUUGGAAUGUGGAAAGAGCUUCAGCAUGAAAGAAAAUCUUGAUACACACUAUAGAAUCCACACUGGGGAGAAACCACAUAAGUGCUUGGAGUGUGGGAAGAGAUUCAGUACGAAUGGAGAGCUUAAAGUGCACCAUAUGAUCCAUACUGGGGAAAAACCACAUAAGUGCUUCCAGUGUGGAAAGAGCUUUAGCACGAGUGGAUAUCUCACUGUGCACCAUAGAACCCACACUGGGGAGAAACCACAUAAAUGCUUGGAGUGUGGAAAGAGCUUUAACACGAGUGCACACCUUACUAUGCACCACAGAACACACACUGGUGAGAAACCACAUAAAUGCUUGGAGUGUGGAAAGAGCUUCAGCUGCAGUGGAAAUCUCACUGUUCACCGUAAAAUCCACACUGGGGACAAACCACAUAAAUGUUUGGAGUGUGGAAAGAGCUUCAGGACGAAAGGAAGUCUUACUAUGCAUCAUAGAACCCACACUGGGGAGAAACCACAAACAUGCUCAGUUUGUGGAAAGAGCUUCAGCACAAGUGGAAGACUAACUAGUCAUCAUAGAACCCACACUGGUGAGAAACCACAUACAUGCAUGCAGUGUGGAAAGAGCUUCAGCCAAAGUGGAAACCUUGCUAGACAUUAUAGAACCCACACUGGGGAGAAACCACAUAAAUGCUUGCAGUGUGGAAAGAGAUUCAGUACGAAUGGAGAGCUUAAAGUACACCAUAGAAUCCAUACUGGGGAGAAACCACAUAAAUGCUUGGAGUGCGGGAAAAGCUUUAGCAGAAGUGGAGCACUAACUGAUCAUCAUAGAACCCAUAUUGGGGAGAAACCACAUAAAUGUUUGGAGUGUGGAAAGAGCUUCAGCCAGAGUGGAAAACUAACUAGGCAUCAUAGAACGCACACUGGGGAGAAACCAUCUAAAUGCUUGGACUGUGGAAAGUGCUUCCGCACGAGUGGAGAUCUCACUGUGCACCAAAGAACCCAUACUGGGGAGAAACCACAUAAAUGCUUGGAGUGUGGAAAGAGCUUCCGCACGAGUGGAAAACUAACUAGUCAUCAUAGAACCCACACUGGGGAGAAACCACAUAAAUGCUUGGAGUGUGGGAUGAGCUUCAGUCAGAUUGGAAACCUUACUGCGCACUAUAGAACUCACACUGGCGAGAAACCACAUAAAUGCUUAGAAUGUGGAAAGAGCUUCAGCAGGAGUGGAGAUCUCAAUAAGCACCAUAGAACCCACACUGGGGAGAAACCACAUAAAUGCUUGGAGUGUGGAAAGAGCUUCAGUUCGAGUGGAAACCUAACAAGUCAUCAUAGAACCCACACUGGGGAGAAACCACAUAAAUGCUUGGACUGUGGAAAGAGCUUCAGUCGGAAUGAACACCUUACUUUGCACCAUAGAACUCACACUGGGGAGAAACCACAUAAAUGCUUGGAGUGUGGAAAGAGCUUCAGCAGGAGUGGAGAUCUCAAUAAGCACCAUAGAACCCACACUGGGGAGAAACCACAUAAAUGCUUGGAGUGUGGAAAGAGCUUCAGGACGAGUGGAGAACUCACUUUGCAUAAUAGAACCCACACAGGGAAGAAACCUCAUAAAUGUUUGGAGUGUGGGAAGAACUUCAGCUGCAGUGGAAAUCUUACAGUACAUCGUAGAACCCACACUGGCGAGAAACCACAUAAAUGCUUGCAGUGUGGAAAGAGCUUUAGCACGAGUGGAUAUCUCACUGUGCACCAUAGAACCCACACUGCGGAGAAACCACAUAAAUGCUUGGAGUGUGGAAAAAGCUUCCGGUCGAGUGGAAACCUAACUAAUCAUCAUAGAACCCACACUGGGGAGAAACCACAUAAAUGCUUGGACUGUGGAAAGAGCUUCAGUCGGAGGGCACACCUUAUUAUGCACCAUAGAACCCACACUGGGGAGAAACCACAUAAAUGCUUGGACUGUGGAAAGAGCUUCAGUCGGAGUGCAUACCUUACUAUGCACCAUAGAACUCACACUGGGGAGAAACCACAUAAAUGCUUGGAGUGUGGAAAGAGCUUCAGGACGAGUGGAGAACUCACUGUGCAUCAUCGAACCCACACUGGAGAGAAACCACAUAAAUGCUUGGAGUGUGGAAGGAGCUUCAGUACCACUGGCAAACUAACUAGGCAUCAUACAACCCACACUGGGGAGAAACUACAUAAAUGCUUGGAGUGUGGAAAAAGCUUCAAUAGGAGGGCAGACCUUACUACUCACCAAGAAACCCAUGCAGGGUAGAAACCCUAUACAUUUUUGGCGUGUGGAAAGAGCUUCAUUUCCAUAAUGCAGUUUCCUUUACACAGAAGAAGAUGGAACUGUAGCCUUUCACUGGAAAUUUAAUGAAUACUUGUUGAAAAAAGCAGAAAUUUUGGAGAAAGCCAAAUGGAAGUUAAAGGAUGUUUUGAAUUUAAUUGAAAUCAAGGAAUGUAUAAUAAGAUAGUUUGGGAUGCAGGAAAAGUGGUUAUGAGGUGUUUUUUUAUACAGCAGAAUGCAUACCUUUGAAAACAAAGGGGAUUGAAAAAAAGAGGGAUUAUUCAUGGAGAUUUCUAAAAAAGAAAGAGAACUUAUUUAUUAAGGAUAAGCAAGAGACUAUUCAAGUUAUUAAAAUGCUUCAGUAACAGCUUCCUAUGUUGGUAUUAAAUGAAAUUGAAUUGAACUUAAAGUAUGCGAAGCAGAAGCCGUUUGAAUUUGCAAACAAACCAGGCAGGUUAUUGGCUUGGAAAAUUAGGAGUGAGAGAAAGAAUAAGUACAUAUCCAAGAUAUCUACAAAAAUGGACUUUCUUAUGAUGAAACGGAAAUAAAAAUGGGAUUUUUCAGAUAUUACUCUGAUUUAUAUAAUGAAAAUAGAGGAUAUAAAAAUUGAUAAAUUCUUGAAGACGCAAAAUAUUCCACAACUUACUAAGGAUCAUAUAGAAAUUAUGAAUGCACCGAUAUCAAUAAUGGAAUUAACAAAAGUAAUAAAUCACCAGAGCCCGCUGGUCUGUCAGCUUUGUACUACAAAACUUUUAAAGAUCAAUUAUUACAGCCUUUGCAAUGGACGAUGAAUGAUAUUCUGCAGAAAGGGAAUAUGCCGGAUUCUUGGAAAUAUGCCAACAUUGCAGUAAUUCUAAAACCUGAUCAAGACUUAACGCAAGUUAAGAAUUAUAGGCCAGUUUCACUGAUAAAUAAUGAUUAUAAACUUUUUGCUGCCAUUUUGGCAAGAAGAAUGAAGGUUGUAUUAAGAGCCUUUAUUCAUGAAGAUCAAGCAGGUUUGUUUGGGGUUUUUUUUGACAAAAAGGCAACUAAGAGACAAUGUGAAAACAGUCUUGAAUGUAUUGGAGUACUAUGAAAAACAUAGUGACAAACAGACAGCUAUGAUCUUUUUGGAUGCAGAGAAAGCAUUUGAUAACGUCUCCUGGCAGUUUAUGUGGAAGUUAUUGGAUGCAAUGGGAGUUGGUAAUAAUUUUAUUAGGGCCAUUAGGACAAUAUAUUCGGAGCAAUAUGCCAAAAUUAUUAUAAAUGGGGAAGAAUCAAAUAACUGUAAAAUACAAAAAGGAACUAGACAAGGUUGUCCGCUUUCCCCAUUACUUUUUAUAUUAGUUCUGGAAGUGCUUUGUAGAAACAUUAGAGAAGAUGACCAAAUAAAUACAAGGCCCGAAAGUAGGGAAACAGGAGUAUAAACUCAGAGCCUUCGCAGAUGAUGUGGUGUUUUUUCUAGAAAAUCCAUUAGGAAAGGUUGGAAGGCUCUUGGAAAAAAUAGAACAAUUUGACCAAUUGGCCGGGUUUUUUAUUAAUAAGAGUAAAACGAAGGUGUUGACAAAAAAUAUGGAUCAGAAAUCAAAUGAUAGACUUUAUGAGAUAAGUGAACUGGAAGUGGAGAAGAAAAUCAAAUAUUUGGGCAUCUGGUUGACAAAUGAAAACUCUUUGUUGUUCUCAAAUAAUUAUAUUAAAAUAUGGAAUACAGUGAGAAUUGAUUUGCAAAGAUGGACUAGAAUGAACUUAUCCUUAAUGGGAAGAAUUUCAGUUGUGAAGAUGAAUGUUUUACCUAAAAUGUUUCUUUUUCAGACUAUUCCUAUAAUUAAUACACUAACCUGUUUCAAGCAAUGGCAAAACUAAAUUUGUUUGGCAAGGGAAAAGACCAAGAAUUAAAUUUAAAAAUUUAAUAGAUGUGAAAGAAAGAGGUGGUCUUACCCUGCCUGAUUUAAGGCUAUAUUUUGAUGCUCUUUGUUUGACAUGGUUGAAGGAAUGGAUAACAUUAAGAAAUUCCAGAAUACUUGAUUUGGAAGGAUUCAAUAGAAGGUUUGGCUGACACUCAUAUUUGUGGUAUGAUAAAAGCAAAGUGCAUAAAGACUUUCUGAAUCACUAUGUAAGAAGGAGUAUGACUGGAGUAUGGGCAAAAUAUAAAAAAUGGUUGGAGUGUAAAACUCUACUAUGUGUAUCCCCGAUUGAGGCUCUGGCACGUAAAGAGACAAAUAUGGAAUCUGAAUGGGGUACUUACAGGGAUUUUUUAUAUUUUCAAGAGAAGAGCUGUAAAUUAAAACAUUUAAAUGAAGUACAAAAUUUGGUUAGUAAUUGGUUUCAGCAUCAUCAGCUAAAUGAAAUUUAUAAAAAGGAUCUUAAGGUUGGGUUUGUGGAUCAAAUGUCGAGAUUCAAGAAGGAGUUGUGUGAAAAUGAUGAAAGAUUAGUCAAGAUGUUGCUUUUGGAGGAGACGAGAUGAAGUGGUUAAAACGACUGAUAAAAUGGGCUCAAUAUGUGGGUCAUAAUAUAGAUAUGGCUGGUUGGGGAAAAUUAUGGAAAACUGAAUUAAAGUUUACUGCAUGUUAUACUUUAAAAGAAUAUUAUUAUAAGAUUAUAUAUAGGUGAUAUCUGACACCAAAAAAAUUAGCAUUAAUGUAUAAAAAUGUUUCAAACAAGUGUUGGAAAUGUGGACAAUGUAGAGGAACUUUUUUCCAUAUGUGGUGGUCAUGCGGGAAGGCAAAGGCCUUUUGGGAUAUGAUAUACAAUGAGUUGAAAAUCUUUAAAUCUUUAAAGUGACAUUUCUUAAGAGGCCAGAAUCCUUCCUGCUAGAAAUAACUGAAAGAGAGUUCGCCAGAAGAAAUUUAACAUUUUUAUGUACACAACCACGGCGGCCAGUAUAGUAUAUGCACAAAAAUGGAAAGACACUAACAUGCCUUCAAAAGAAGACUGGCUGAUUAAAAUUUUGGAAUAUGCUGAGAUGGCAAAGCUUAUAAGAUGAAAAUUUGGAAUGAUUUAAACAAGAUUGGGAAUCAUUUUUGCUUUACUUAAAGAAUUAUUUUUCUAAUAUGGACUUUUCAGUAGGGUUUGAAAUAUAGUAAUAAAAGGUUGGGUUGGGUCAAAUCGAGUAGUAUUAUGGAGUAUGUAUGUUUUGAAUUAUUCUAGCAAUAGUUUAUAUGUAUAGUUAUUGUGAACCACGCAGAUAGGCAAGCAAGAAGUCAGUAUUUACUUAUGUGUAGAAUUAGAUAAAUGAAUGUAAUUUGAAAUGUAAAAGCUAUUGUAAAAACCAAUAAAAUUUAAAAUGCAGGUGGGGGGGAGAAAGUAAGAGCUUCAGUCUCAGGGCUACCCUUAUUACAGUAGUUUUUAUUGAUUCAUUUUCAUGUCUUAUGAAUAAAUGUGUAUAUUUGGUUCAAACAGA